Molecule: messenger RNA, 1691 nt
Organism: Orbicella faveolata
Lineage: Eukaryota; Metazoa; Cnidaria; Anthozoa; Scleractinia; Merulinidae
Source: RefSeq, a predicted model, not a curated record
GAAGGACAGUCUACGGGACAUCACGAAAUGUUUAUUUAAGAAUUUAUAAACAUAUUUCGAAAUGCAAAUCGAGAAUCGAGUACCAAAAAACAUUUUUUUUUUUGCUACAGUAAGCUGCAGAAGUGAUGCAAACAGCUGUAAUGUGAAUCGUAACUGACCUCUGAAUUAAUUUUACUCCCUUCAGAAGCGUAGGCGAUCGACCAGAUGCAGAACUAAAGUAAACCAACGAUUUUUUUCAGCAGCACCACGCCAUCAUGUUUUCUUCGAAGAGUCAUGUUCUGUAUAUGUUAUUGUCGCUGGCUGGGUAUCUUGGAAGCCAUCAUCAAGGAUUAAUUCAAGCCAAAGAAAUCCAAGUUAUAUCGUCUGCGACGAUUAAAACGUCAUUAGACGUUCAAGUAAAAAGUUCUAUGAAGAUGUACGGUCACCGAGAGGACAUUGCUUCAGAAACAGCAGCUGCAAGCUUUACAACAGAAGCAAUUUAUUCAACGUUUCACGUGCCAACUGCGCAAAUAACCAUCCUAGAAAGUGCAACUGCUUCAUCAAAAAAUUCAAAGCAACCACGGACAACGAAGCAAAGUGUGCAUGUCUAUUCUUUGGCCUCACAUGUCGUCUCGUCCAUAACGGUUCUUCCAGGGGCAAGUAGACUUCAUUCUUCGGUUCAACCAUCUCGCGUAGUAUCCUACUCAAGGAAUUUCACCACUAUUUUCCCGUCAAAUUCAUCUGGUUAUCCCCACAGAAGCGAGAAUUCUGCCAUCGACGGCUGUUCUGCGGGAAACGUUGGUGAAAAAUCGUGCGAUACAUACGUAACUCGAUGGGUCGACUUUUAUCUUAAUGUUGGAGGGUGGAUAAUGCUCUCAGUAGUUCUUGUCGGAAUUGCCGUCCUGGUCACAACUCACAUCCACGGGAGAAAAAGAAGAAAAGAAAUCAAACGGUUACCGCAAUUGAUGUACCGGGAACUGACUCGUAAUAGGGGACGCUGGGUGUAGAAAGCGAAGUCGAAGGUGUAGAUUAAAAAAUAUCGGAAAUAUCGGCAAGACCUACUGAGCCUGUUGCCACGUAGUAAUCGUAAUGCCUUUACACUCACUAUAUACUAUGAAGUUAACAUAGAUAACGUCCAAGUGUUAGUUGCAUACGAUCUCUUCAAUGAGAACGCACGCCACAAAUGACUUCUUCCAGUUUCAUGUAAGAUGAAUAUUUUUAUAGAGUGCAUGACCAGUAGAUUCCUGAAUAAGACUAGAUCUAACCAAGCUAUCGACCGAGUGGAACUAAUGGCGCUAUCUGUGACUAGUUUGAACCAAGGUCGAAUCGGACGUGCCAACUUACACUGAGGUCGCAAGCGUGUUUCUCUGCCGGUCCUGCCAUCGAAACUGAGAUAGCAGAAUUUACAUUUACGAGACUUCCGAUACACAAUCAUUGCAGCAUCAAACUUCAAGGUCCACAAAAACAAAGAACCCGCUUUUCAGGAUUUAGAAAUGAGAGACCAGAGUAGAAGGUGAAAUAAUUACUAUCACGUUUUCUCAAAAUUAAUGCACACAUAGGAAUCUGCAUGUCCAUGCCACCGUUUCAAGAUGUCAAACGUGGCGUCCUAUAGGUCUAGACGUGUUUGUAAUGGUAGAUAGUAAAAUUUGCUAAAUUCAUAUCAUGCUUAUAUAUAUUUGCUUUGAAAAAAUCUAUUACAAUAUGCAAUACAA